Molecule: messenger RNA, 501 nt
Organism: Alternaria ventricosa
Lineage: Eukaryota; Fungi; Ascomycota; Dothideomycetes; Pleosporales; Pleosporaceae
Exons: 2
Coding region: 1-501 (166 amino acids)
Source: RefSeq, a predicted model, not a curated record
AUGAGUAUCGACUAUCAGCGCGACUAUGCCUUCAGCUACGCCCUCUACGGUGUUCGAUCACCACCCAAGGAAGAUCAUGUCUUGCUCCGAGUUCAGCAUUGGAGCUCAUCGGCAGACCGGACAGGACGCAAAGUCGGCACUGCCGCGGAUACAUCACAGGAAGAAGAGAACAUCGUUUCUGCUGACCACGAGGAAGUCCUGGGUCUCUGGGUCGGGCUCCGACCAGCCAGAGGUGGUGUCCUACGCCAACACAACCCUGAGCCCGUCGGCGACGAUACCGAGACACAGACGGCUCUUGCCGAGAUCAAGGACAAGAUCAAGAAGACUAAGAACACGACACCCAGAUCAGUCGACUCCCUUUCAGAGUUGGGCGCUCUUCCAAUCUGGCCGUUAGAGGCUGACAUGACGAGAGUGGUCGUCAAAUACAACCCCAAUCGUGCCGACAAGAUAACGUACUUUGAGCUGGUCAAUCGCGACCCAGUAACAAAGGUAAGCUCAUAG